GCAGACUGAGGCUGGUAUUUUUGAGAGGUAAGGGGGUGUGUCUGUGUCCCAUACGGGUAUCUGCCUCACUGAGACUGAGCAGAGGCGGGAAAUGGCGCCUGGUAACACACCGAUGUGUCAUUUCGGAGACGGCCCUUAAGUAGAAAGAUAGAGAAAAACUCGGAUCUGAUCACGAAAACAACCACUGCCUCUGCUGUGAUGGUGAAGUGGUCCUGAGUCAUUAUCGCCAGACGCUGCGGAUCACCGUAAAGUAAGUCAGAAAACGUUAACCUUGCUCGUGCAUUUGUUGAAUCUGGCUCGGUGUUCGUGUAAUAUUUUCUAACGACGAAAUAAAUAAUUUCACUCCCCGUCUGUGCACAUCUAUUCGCCGGGAGCAGUUUUCACGAAGCCUCGGUAGGGUUAACGCUAAGCUAGUCGUGCUAAGCUAAGUUAAAUAGCAACGGCUGGUAAAACACGGCCUAAAGGGGACCCGGCUAAUUCCUGGUCGAGUAGGUGUCUUUAGCUAACUGUGGCUAACUGUAGCGAACCCCCCCCUCUUUUUUUAGAAACAAAGUUAAGCUAUUUCAAACUUCACUCUGUACAUUCACAUGAAACAAGAAGUACAUUUCUGCAGCUUUUAAAAACGGAGUAAAGUUAUUAGUAAUAUUGCAAGGCUUAGUGUUUAACUAUCCUAGAGGCUAACGUCCCUUAUGGCAUUCCUUAACACAAGUUUGCUAGGUUUUCAUGAGCUAACCUUAGCCAUUACUGCCUUAAUUAUUUUCAGCCCGCAGGUAGAUGUUGAGAGAGAUACGUCUGUUUGCCUGGUUCACUUGAUAAAAUACCAUCAUUUGCCUUGUGAGCCGUUGAUAACGUUGACUUAAUCAACAGUUUAUUUGAAUAACAAUGACGGUCGACUGUUAGCUGGCUGUUAAGAUGAACGAUGUCCAACGACUUUGACUGUCAAAUUAGACCAGACUUAAAACUGUUUAGGCGACAAAUUAAGGAGACAGUCGACUCAACCAGUGCAACACUAUCUGCUACAUUUGGUGCAAUAAUGUGCGUUAUUAAAGUUAUUUGUUUUAACGUUAUUUGGCUUAAGUUCAGUCGUCGCACUGGCUUGCUCACAGCAAGUUAGCAUGUUAGGGUUCGUGAUAAAAACUCCGAACUGUAAAAACUGGUGAUGUUCAGCACAAUUGUGUUCGUCUUCAAACUGCUAUUACAUGCUUUAAACAACCUGCAAAUAACUUGAACAAAUAUGAGUGGCACACCUUCCUAACCCCUGACCCCUUGUGGUUCGUUGAGAUAGCGUUAGCUUGAAUCGAGCUAGCCACGGCGUUUUGGUAAUUUUUGUUGCAACUUUUACAAACGCUGAUUCACACGGGAUUGGGGUUUUUCAAUAAAUCAGAUGUUGCAUGUGUCCCAUGUGUUAUUAUUAUGAUUGCUGUAGUCUUCUGCCAUGUUAGCGCUCUCUAGUCUUGGUCUGUUUUUGCAGAGUUUACGGGCCUGACUUGUUUUUUUCCCCCGAUUGCUAACCGUGCUAGCUCGCUCAUACAGUCUCAGUGGCAUGUUCCUAUUUCCCGCUCACUUACUCGUAGCUAGCUGUCUGUAUCCAUGAUCCUUGGUUAGUAGUUGAUUGUUUUGAAAGGUGGUCUGAUAGCAGCUUUAGUACUGCAGACACACAACCAUCGUCAAAGUUUAAUCGAAUAAUUGUAAUCGACACUGAGGUUUGAUUUUUAUACAGCAUCAACAGGGGAAUCCUUGAAUGAAUUGCUUAUUAUGAUGCACAGUGCAAGAGCCAGAAUGGAAAGCGACUAAAAAUAGCAUAAUGUUUAAAUAUCCGGUGAGUUAUAACAAUAUCUCCUGGUUUAACAAUAAUGUAGAAAUCUAAAUGGUAGAUUUAAUAACAACACAAGGAUAAUCACUGACUUUACAGAAGAGGGAUCAGUGCCACUUCGCAGCAUCUGUCACUUUUCCUGAUGUGAUUCCUGGAGAAUUUAAUGAUUCGGAAGUUGGAUCAUUGUAGCCUGAACUGUCAGAGCUAAACUAUCAUAGCUGAUAAAACUAUAUAUUGAAUUAACUUAGACUUUCUUUUUUUUGUCAUUGCACAGAAUAAAACACAGCAGUGAUUCCUCUCUGCAACGAAAUGUCGUUACUUGGCUUCCAUAUCACAGCAUGAUGGUGUUUGAUUUAAUAUACAGAAAUAAUAAAAACUAGGGCCCGACAGAUGUGGAUUUUUGGGGGCCGAUGCCAAUACUGAUUACCGAUUUAUCAGCCAAUUUUUUAAAAUUUUAUGACGUUAUAAAAAAACAUAUAUACUGUAGAUAUCUACAGUAUACUAUAUAAUGUAGAUAUACUGUAGGCUACUGCUCUUCACGCCAACAGGAAGACUGACUGAUCAAACUCGGGCACUGCCGCCGACCGGUGCCUCUGCGUCUUAACUCGCGUUACUCCUUUCCGGUCCGGUCUCAUCUGGCACAGCACAGCGAGGAACAUCGUGAAGUGGGUUGAACUGAAACUUGUUGAUUUAUUGUGUAUUUUACAAGCUGGUUUAUAUACCGUUGAGGCGGACCACUCUCCUCCGUGCGUCCCUGAGCUGCCUGCUUCAGAUCCGUCACUCUGCUGUGCUGUUAGUGGAUGAAGAUUGUCAUGAGGUCACUGCGCCAUCUACAGGAUCUUUUUAAAUGGCGGCACAUUUUCAAAGUGAAACCGAAUCUUAUUCUCCGCAUUUUAUUUCUAAAAAUAUAGGCGGAAAUCGGCGAGUUUUGGCUGAUUACCGAUUAGUCUCAAACGGGCUAAAAUAGGCCAAUUUAAUCGUCUCGCCGAUAAAUCGGUCGGGCCCUAAUAAAAACUAAGGGUAAAAUAGCUGCAUGGUGAGUCAUAUAACACUUUCUGGAGGUAGAGUGGUAGUGGAAUAAAAAACCCAAUAAAUAAAAGUAUAUAUAAAGAUAGAUGUUCUUAUUUACACAAAUGAAAGAGACGAGAUUUUGCAACAGUUGGAAAAGAGACAGAAAGAAUCAUUGUGGGACCAGAAGUUGCUGUCAUGUCUGUAAUAUUUUAGGGAAACAAAGUUGAGAUUUACCAAAAAACAGUUUUGAAAUGAUUCCAGAUUUGUCAAGGUGCUCAAACUUUGCUCUCUGGCCUGUGUAAUAGUGCUGAGCUUUUUGCAGUUAAGUGUGAGGAAAUAAUUUGGGGGGAAAAAAAGUCCACAGACAUCAUUAUGGCCCUUUUCCAGACUAACUUUUGAACUGAAGUCUAAGAUACAGGUGGUGGAACAUUAUGUACCAUGUUCAAACGUCUAGUUUCACAGCAAGUUAUAAGCUAAUUUUAAAGGUCAAUUGAAACUGCUUUACUUUGUCAAACUAUUGUCCUUCAAAGUGUUCGGCAGUAUUAAAAUGCUUUAAAUGAAAUAAACCAGAAAAUAAGAGUCAGAACAUUGACGUCUUCUGACAGUUUUUGUUGGCUUUACAGUAACGAUUGUUCCAUUUACUUUCAGUCUUUUAAUUGUGCAAAUAAGUUUUGUUCUCCUGCAGUUUCAGACAUUUUUUGUGCUCAGCUUAUUUCUCUUAAGAGUAGUAACCAAGUUAUUUUCAAACUCAGUGACAUAUCAGUUUAUCUUACUCCAUAUGGAGUUACCUCAUAAAAUUCAGAUGCACGCCAUGUGCUAUUUCAUUCAAAAGUAACAGUCCCAACUUAAAGGCUGUUCCUACUUUUCUUGCAUGCAUGCCCUUUCUUUUAAUGAUACCAUUUACUUCGACUCUGCAUGAUUAAGUAAAAGCAAUAAACACAGCUUGUGUGUUCAAGCCCUCUGUAGAUGUACAGUAACUACUGUGACAUUUACAGCUUGUGGGAUACUUCACUGUGUGUAUCAAGAGAAUGCUGUUGUGUGAUUAAGGCUCCUGACAGGUUGUGGAUAUGUCCAGACACAUUUUUAGCCAGCUGCUGUUAUGUAAGCAUAAUGGGCUGGCAUGUUUGACUCACAAUUUGUGUUCGCUGUGGACAGUUUCUCAUUCUUCUCCGUGCAAACUCAAGUACAGUACACUGGGGCAUAAAUCCCUCAACUCAUCAGAAUGAGCUUAUUUUCCUGAAUUAAUUAAUGUUUAUGUUGUCACUUUAAAAAUAAAUAAAUAAAUAAAAAACUUUCCCAUGUUGUCAUGUCUUAAGUAUUGUAUGUUUAGGUGAAUUUGCCUCUGUGUUUGUGUGGAUAAAAUUGAUAGAAGGGAACAUAUGAGUGUGUGUGUGUAUAAAAGUCUUGUGCAUUUCACUUUACAAAUGAAAGUAAAGCCAGCUGCGGCUGCUGUGAUCCACUGUGAUGUAAGUGAAAUGGGAUCUUGAAUGCAUCCAGAUGUUUGCAGAAAAACGCACCAGUAUUACUCCACUGCAGAACUAUGGAUAUUCUCAACAACUUCUGCUUAUUGAAAGUUAAGAUAGACAGACUGUCCGAUCAACCUGUUGUUCCACCUCAAAGCUCGAGUAUUUAUUCAAAUGUGUUUCCUUGACCGUACGGUGAUGGUGAUUUCCCUCUCUUUCUUUUUCCUCUAUCUGCCAUCACUCCACAUCGGGCUCACUGAAACAGCCUUACAUGUGACUGCAAAAACAAUGAGGCUGAGAAUGCGUAAGGCGUCUCAGCAGCCGAACCCCAGUCUGGCGAGCCGCCCAUCUCGCACUAAGCGGAGGCACUCCGAAGUUGAAGAAGACACUCCUACCAGCGGAGGGAGGGGCUUGUUCUCAACCAUCAAAAAGUUCAUCAGAGGAAACGCCGUCAAGGUAGCUACCCCAUUGCAUACAUCGUAUGACACUGCUACUAUUUAAUCGAGUUUAAACUGGUAUGAGGGCGGUUUCCCUCCAGAAAACAGUGAAUAAUUGUAGCUUAAGUUCUUGUCCUCCUCCUCUCAGUAUGCCAGUUAACAGCUUUUUGGCACAUUUGUGCCUUCUAAAACUGUAUUCAUGCUGUGCCGCUGCCCAGGUCCCUGAGUUAAAUACAGUGUUUCUUGAUGUAGAGUGUCAUGUUUCCCAAGAAAUGUCUGCAGGAAUGCAGCAGCUUGUCUGAGAACUCUUACUCUGCUCUAAUUUUAGCUUUUGGCUCACUGAGUUGGUGUUCAGCAACAGGAGAUAGUAAAAAGUGAAAAAAUUAACUCUGCAAAAAAAAGAAAAAAAAGCCUCUCCACUUAUUUGUGUGUUAAUUAUUUCUGUAGCCUGUAGCAUGCUGCGUGAUCUUCUAAUCAAAGUAGUUAGAAAGAUUAUGGGAGGAUUAGCGCCUUUUUUAUGAUUAUGUUUAAUGGUUUGGUUACAUUCUAUCAUAGCUAUGAUCUUGCAGGGUCUUCGUAUCACGGCAAAGUUUAGUCAGCCUCUCUGUUUUAUAUUUGAUAAGCUAUAUUUCUGUCAGUGUCUUUAGAGAAGAUAAAGGUGUCAUCCUUAAUAUUUGUCUAUCUCUGAUUCCUGACUCAGUGUUUCUGAAGUCUGAUCUGUUUGUCCACAUUCAGUGUUCAUGAUUUCAUGAUGUUUUGCUUCAUUAAGGUGCAACAGGAGAGCCCAGCCAAGAAGACACGACUCCAUUGCGACGAUGACAACAACUUGAUCACCUCCACAACCCCGAACACCAACACCCCCCGUAAGACUAUCAGCAGGGUCGGCAGGAGAAGCCCCCUCAACGGACGUGAGUGAAACCCGAAAAGACUCAGUGAUAGUCUGUAUUUAACAGUUUUCUUUCUUAUCUCCCUUAAACCUGUUCCUUCUCUUCUCCAGAGGCAACAAAUCAUGACAGGAGUAAGGAGAAGCCCAAUGGCAGCCUGGGGGAGACAACUGCCGUUGAAGUGGCCUCCAGCCCACCAAGGACCACCCUUCUUGGGACCAUCUUCUCCCCUGUUUUUAACUUUUUCUCAACUGCUAAAAAUGGUAAGUAGACCUAGAAGGAGCUGGUCGAUUUCUGACUGACAUGUCAUGGAGAGCUGUGUAUGUUUCUAUCCUGGUGGUGAUCUAUGUAUCAGAUGUGUCGUGAUAGCGCACAGCUCAAAAACCCUCUGUGUGUUUUUCAGCCUCCUCUGGCUCCGACUCUCCAGACCAGGCAUUGGAGGCUGAGGAGAUCGUCAAGCAGCUGGACAUGGAGCAGGCUGUGGAGACCCCCACCUGCACAGCCACAUCCACACAGGAAGUGUGUGCCCCCACUAACUUUUACUCUUGUGUAACACAGCUGCCGCCCCUGAGACCUCCACACAUCCCCGAGGUCUCUCCCACGGUGGUGGAGGGAGAGCUUGAAGCUGAUGCAGACCUGCCCCCCCUCACAGGUAGACUCUGCAGUACUCAUUGUCCUGAUCCCCUAUGAGUUUAAACCCUGGAUUGAGGCAAUGUGGAAAUAUGGCAAACUCACAACUCUGUCCAUUUCCCCAUUUUUAUUUCUGUUUCUUGUUUUCAUUGUGGUCCAAGCUCCAGGUUCAAGUCCAGAUAUGGCAUAUGUGAAUUCUCCUCCUGCUGCAGUACCACCAGAGGCAUCUUAUGAGGAGGACUGGGAAGUCUUUGACCCGUGAGUAAAUCACUGAAGACCAAAAACGCUCGAUUGAACUAAACCAUAUCCUUAGCCAGAAUACAGAUAGUCUGAAACAGUCAGUCCUCAGUUAGCCUAUGGAACAAAAGGUGGGUUACUUCUUGCAAAGUAAGUUGUUGUCUGUAGAAUGAUGAGACAUUUGAUUCAACCAGGUCACGGCUCCAGUGGAAACAAACAUUAUCUAGACCACUAACCUGACACCCCAGCCUACAACAAGACAAGGCUAGCAGCACAUGUUUGACCCCGGUGUUUGUAUUUCUGUGCAAUUGGCAUUGUAGGAAGCAGUCAAAAAGUUAAGAUGGUAGACCACCCGAAUUAGCACAGGAAAACAUCUGACAAACCAUCACUGGAUUUUGUUAUAAGUGGUGCACCAAUGUUAACGGCAAAUGUACAUUUUAUCAGAUCAGAAUGCACUGAUUUGUUUGUCUACAUAAAAGUGAGUGGAAAGGAAAACCUUGAGCUAUAUUUUUUUCCUUCUGUAAUGAACUCAAGCUUAAUGGUGAAUUGACGGAGACCAUUUGUUGCAAUUUGAUUUGAAGGUAUUUCUUCAUCAAACACGUCCCUCCGCUGACAGAAGAGCAGCUCACCCGUAAGCCAGCCCUGCCACUGAAGACACGCAGCACGCCUGAAUUCUCCUUGGUCUUAGACCUGGUCAGUAAUGGGAUUAUGACUUACUUAUGUUUGGUUUGUAGUGAAAAAUAAAAAUGAAAAAAUGAAGUUUUAUUUGAAAAGAUUGAGAAAGAUGUCAUGCCUUUCCUCUCUUGUAUUCAUUAGGACGAAACACUAGUUCACUGCAGUUUGAAUGAGCUGGAGGAUGCAGCACUUACCUUCCCUGUCCUCUUUCAAGAUGUCAUUUACCAGGUGAGUGCUCUGUGGACAGAUCGUUAGAGUCAGUAUAAUGUACCACUAGAGGGAGACAAAGUUUCCUUCCUCACCUGUGCGGAAGGUGUGCAUGUGAUGUGUAACACUUAAAACUAAACUCAGUUCAGUUCAAGGCUUUGUUUGCCAGAAAGUUACACGUUUGUUGGGACUUUAGUCUUUGGCUGUUAAAAAAUCAAGAAUUUAAACAAACGACAAAAACAGCAGCAGCUAGCUCAAAGCAGUAAAUGAAGAGAAGAUGUUAAAAGCUACAUUUUUAAAAGUGCAUAUUAUCACCAUUGUUUGUACAUUUCUUGUUGUUUUAUUGAUAAUCAGUUUGAGCGAAUCUUGAAGGUCUGUUGUCUGUUGUCAUGUGCAGGUGUAUGUGCGUCUAAGGCCGUACUUUAGAGAGUUCCUGGAACGCAUGUCCCAGAUAUAUGAGGUAAGUAUUACAGACCUCCUGCUGUUGAUUUACCCCUAUAGCACCUCUUAAAAAUUCUGACCAUUUUGUUUCUCUUUCUUUUAGAUUAUCCUCUUUACAGCCUCUAAAAAGGUUUAUGCAGACAAACUGCUCAACAUCUUGGAUCCUAAAAAGCAGCUAGUAAGGUACAGACUUAUUUUUGUGAGUUGGUUGUUUUCACGACAAAUUUAAAAGCCUGGGUGGAAAAAAAGGGCUCCAGCAGUUGUUCCUCCCUCCAGUGUUGUCAUGCGCUGCUGUUAAGGUGUCAGUGUUGUGGUUUUUCUGAAUUAUUGAUCGCCCUGACCUUGUCACUGAUUGAUUUUUUUUUUUGUCUCCGCUCCCUCUUUUCUUUCAUCCUCGACUGUAACACUAGACACCGGUUGUUCCGGGAGCAUUGUGUCUGUGUCCAGGGAAACUACAUCAAGGACCUCAACAUCUUAGGCAGAGACCUGUCAAAGACCAUCAUCAUUGACAAUUCACCACAAGCCUUUGCAUAUCAGGUAAAAACUUUUGACAUAGUGUAACGCUACAAAGCAGCACAAAGCAAAAGAAAAUGAAACUGCAAAGGAACUUCCUGGAAAAAUGAGUCUAAAAACAUCUAUUCAGAUUUCCCUGUCAGGGCUUGACACUAACUUUUUUUUCACAAGGAGCACAUGUGCUCCUAAGUUGAAAAAGUAAGGAGCACACAAAGAACUUUAAGGGCACAAUGAAAAUUGAUCGAAUAAUGUGUGUCUUAGUGGUUGACAUAAGUACUAUUAUUUAAAAUCAAUUUAAGGUCUUUUGGUCGUGUGACAUGGAAGCUAUUGAGGAAAAUGUUCAAAAUUUGCCUUUUAAAUUUAACACAAAAUGUUUUAGAGGAUAAAUUAGGGAAAUCAAGAGGUGUGUCUUAUUGGCUGACAUAAGUACUAUUAUUUGGAAUCAAUUUUAGGUCAAUUGGUCACGUGACAUUGAAGCUAUUGAAGGAAAACAGCCUUUUUUGAGAACAUCAACCAGUAAUUUAUUGAUGGUCCCUUAAUCAACAUCCUACGUUGACCGGGGGGGUGGCCGAGUAGAUUUAACCGCGCUACUGUUGCCAUUCACGGUUAUGCAGAGUGAGAAGACACCGGUAGUUCUGCUGUGAAUGUCCGUCGGAUAUCCAACCUAAAACUAACUUCACCAAAAAAGUUCAUUUCGAACCCCGCCAGUGAUCCAGGCACAUUUCCUGCUCAUGUUGUUGACAAUACAAACAUAUCACACAUGUGAUCACAUUUGACAUGUUCUCACCCCAACAGUUGUCCAAUGGGAUUCCCAUAGAGAGCUGGUUCAUGGACAAAAAUGACAAUGAGCUUCUGAAGCUGGUGCCCUUCCUGGAGAAGUUGGUCGAGAUGGUAAGAUAUGGGUGAAUUACACACCGUAUGACCACUUUAAAUCACAUCUGGAUGAUGUUUAACCUUCAUCGUAAGUGGUCGUGAUCUUUUAUCUCUGCCUCUCAUGGUUUCUCCCCCCCUGUUCAGAACGAGGACGUGAGGCCCCACGUUCGAGAGAGGUUCCGGCUUCAUGACCUGUUGCCCCCUGACUGAACUGGACCACCGUCUCUCUGAAUGGGACACCAUAGACAGACUGAAACAACAUGCGUGUAAAAAGCCCUUCUUUGGAUUACAAACUACAACAUUGCCAUUAUACUGUAAAAAUUUUGGCCUUUCUUUUCUUUCUUUUUUUGAACCAACCAUUGCUUUUUAAAACUUUAAAAGGAAAAUGUUUUUGAAUACCUGGGUAUUUAAAAUUUUCUUAAUAUCUAGAUAUAAGGAUGAAAUUACACUCUAUCAAAAUGCCCAGGUAACUCCUCUUUUUGAGUGACUCUCCAGCUGUGGCGACAGACAUUGUCUUCACACGUAAUCCUGCAGUCUUGGUGCUGGUUUAGCGGAUAUGAAUUUGCCCCCAAUGAAAGAGGAACUCUGCCCCGACUGAGUCCCCGAACCUAAACCAAACCCCUGGUGCUCACGCUGUUGACACUGAUAAAUAACGACACUCUGUGGCUACAGACCAUUUUCAGCAGGAAUGACUGGCCUGUAAAUGAAUCUGUGCAUGUGUGUUUGUUUACUCCAAGCCACACACAAACAUAAACACACACAUACACACUGAUUUGGUGUUUGGCAAACCUACAAUCUGUAGCCUUUAAAUCAUAUGCAUUCCUCCGUAGCUGAGUCAAGUUUCUAUUGUUGGUUGCAGUUUUUCUGGUAAAACUGGUGUUUUAUUGUUUUAAAAAAAAAAAAAAGAGAUAGCGUUUCAAAAUGUUUUACUUCUGUUUGUAAGAUAUGAUAUUUUAAAAGGGGUCAUGUAAGUUUUAUUGUAGAUCUUUUUCCUAUUAGGAGAACAUGGGUGCGUGUUAAUUGACAGUCCGCUGCAAAUGAAAAGGAAUCAAUCCAGGACUUAAAGUAUAGUUUGUUCUGAUUCUAACAACUAGAGGUGUGAAUGAAAGUGUUUGCUUCACUGUUGACAUCAUGGCUCCUUAAUUAAAUGUUAGGAUUGAGAAUCUUCUUACCUGUAAAUCUGAUAUAUUGUAAAGGUUUGAGGGCAUUCAUUUUCAAAGUGAUCCGUGUCAACCUUUCUUUAAAAAUAGUAUUUGAUUUUUCAUUUGUCUAUAAUCAGUGUUUUCUUUAACACCUAAUCAAACAUACUGGUUAAGUCAGAGCAGUUUCUUUUAGUUGUAAUGUGUAAUUUGAUUGCUAUAUCAGUAGCGUUAUGACUAAUGUAGCACAUCUCUGCCAGUGUGUCAUGAAGUCUACCCAUGGUAGGAAUCUAUGGCCAGAUCCUGUACCAGCCAUAUCUGGCACCAGCAACAUACUGUUCAGUCAGCUUGGCUGGCUGCUCCUCUACCUGUUUCACAUGUUUUUAUUUUGUACUCAUUAUUAGCUUUUGUGUUUUUCUUUUUUUAUGUUUAGUGCAGUUUAAAGCAUUUUUUUUAAGAAUGGUAACUAUAUGAAUGUGUAUCUGUCCAACUUCAGCCUGGAAAAUUUCAGCCAAACUGACGUUUUACUACCCCACUGUUGUUUCAACUUGAGUUACGUGAAAGUAAAACAAGAAGAAAGCAGAGACAGAUGCUUUGGAAACAUAAAUUGGAAGAAACAGACAAAAAACUCGAGUUAACUUGAAGCUCCCUGAUGAUUUGGCAUGCAUUGGUGAACCUUUUUAGAGUUAGGUCAAUUUGAAUCAAAGUCCAUUUUAUGUUGAAUUAAAUCUCAGUGUUUGGAUUUGUCUGGGUUGCCUGUACAGUGCCAUAAGAAUCUCUUCCUCAUAAGCCCCUCCCCUUAUUUCCCAAAGUCCCACUCCCCAGAAAUGCAGACUAGAGAGAGACAAUCAGACCUCAAAGCUCUUGCAGAUACUCGAACAUAAACGUGCCCAUCUUUAACCGUAGUCUCGUAACUGUGGAGUCCCGUGAUUCCAUCGAGUCACACCCAACCUUGAGUUUGUCUGCAGGUCAAUCCUGCUGUGCCCGGCCCAAACAAUCCCUGCUGCUCACUUUGAAAGCAGGUUCUGUUCAGAGAUGGUUUCCAUCUGUUCAGCAUCUGUUCAUCUUCACCUUUUUUGUUGUCAACAGAAGUUAGUAGCUCUCCAGAAAUUAGAAUUAGUUUGUACUCAAAUAAACAUUGUUACAGGGCACAAUAGUGUUUACUCUGACGCGAUGUUAAGAGUGCACAUGUCCAGACUAUGAAUGUAAAUUGUACAUGGGGAGGGGGUAUCUUAAGUCUUUUCUAGAUUCCUUAUUGUGUUCUUUCCUCAACAACAAGAACAAAUAGACAGGGGCAAGACGGCAGCUAACUUCUGCUGUUCAAAUGUUGAAGAGGAGGCAAGAACAAUGUGUAUGGAAGAGGAAGUGCUUAAGGCCCCACCAUGGUUUUCCCCUUCCCCAUCCCCCAUGCCCUCUUACCAUCCUGACUGCCAGCCUUCAGUAUGCAAGCCUCACCCUGGGAAUGAUGUAGCGUGGGUGUGCUCAUCUCCUCAGUGAGCUGCUGAUGAUGUAAAAUUAUCAGCCAUGGCUUGUUUUUGAAGGAUCAGUAUGAGGCGUUAUAUACUUUUCAUCCAGCUCAUUUUUAUGUGCAUUACCAUACUAUUGUACACUGAGUGUUGUACAAUACAUGCAGCUUCAUGUUUAAAAAAUCCUUAAAGUAAGGAAAAUCUUUUGUAUUUUUGAUUUCAAAAGGCAUGUCAUAUCUACUUUUUAAAUGUAUUAAUGAAGAUUUAACUUACUUCAGAUGGAGUGUUUUUUUUUUUUCUUAAAAAAAUAUCUGUAUGUUUAGUUUAGCAAAUGUUACUGAACUGUUAAAUUUAGCAUGUAGAGAAAACAGCCUGCUUUGUAGGAAAGUCCUGAAUUAAAUCUUAAUCAUGGCACUUUUCUGCAGAAAAGAGCAAUCGUGUUAAUGAUUUUUUUUUUCAAUAUCCGUUAAGCCAUUUACUUGCAAGAAUUGCUAUUUGUGCUGAAGAUGUAUUUAAAAUGUUUUAAGACAUCUUUGUUAGCCACCAGGCUACAUGCUAUUGUAAAGUGUACAUACAGUUACAUUGAAUUUCUGAAACAAAGUUUUAAAGUUAAGAACCUCUUGCA
This is a messenger RNA of Xyrichtys novacula (pearly razorfish), 12414 nucleotides long. NCBI's taxonomy places the organism in Eukaryota, Metazoa, Chordata, Actinopteri, Labriformes, Labridae. The record is from the annotation of a GenBank genome assembly.